AUGAAUUUAAAGUACAUAGUUUUCAUCUUAUUAAGCAUUGCUAAUUUCUACAAAACCAUUUUAUGCUAGAAGUGCCCUCUACUUUAAACUUAUCACAAUCCAGUUGUCAAUCUUGGGUUCGUUGUAAGAAAUUUCCUUAGGAUACCUAAGACAAAUAUUUUAGUAAUCAACACUCUUUAUAAUGAUUUAUAAGAUUCCAAUAUUGUUUAUUUUAACGAUUUAUCAUCUUCCUCAGGAGAAAUUAUCAACGUAGUAAAGCCUAAUUAUGUGAUCAUUGAUAUGCAGUAUAAUAUUUAUUUGGAAUUAAUUAUGGUAACGAACUAUUAUAGUCUUGUUUUUGCUGACCCAUACACUUUAAAAGCAGUCUAUUCUGUUCCUAUUCCUCAAUUACAAGGACUUUUCUUAAUUGAAGAGACAAAUUAUAUAAUCUUGACAAGAUUUUAUAACUAAUUGUAAAUUUAUGAUUUUAUGCAGCAAAAGCCAGUCCUUACAAUGGAUAAUUCGAAAACUCUAGAAAAAUCUCCCGAUGGUUCAAAAGCUUAUCAAUACUAGUCAAAAAUAUACACUUUAAAAAAUGGUUAAAAAAUAAUUUUAACAACUAAUGAUAUGGGUGUCAUAUAUUGGAUAAUCGAUGUUGAGAAUUUAACAUAUUAAUUUAUAGGAUAUAUAGAAUAAUCUAAGGUCAAAAAGUAAGGUGACAAAUUCAGAUAAUUCUAAAAGCACCCAACAAAGGAUAUCUUUUUUUUUGGUGGAUAGAACCUAGAAAUAAUUGUUGUAAAACUAAUAGAUAUUUAGACAAAUCAAUUCUAGACUCUUGAUACUAUGAGCUUAUACGAUAAUUAAUAUACAGAUCCUAUAACUAAUUUAUAUUAUACUUUAGUCUUAGGAGAUAAUGGGUAAUUAAAUCCAAUUCUUUGGGCUGGAGACAAUUACUAUGUUUAUAGCAUUACUUUAAAUGAAAGCGCUGAUGAUUCCUCUUUAAAAUUAGGAGGCUUUGAAAGCUAUGCAGUCGACACAAUGUAUAGAUGGUAUGUAAUAAAUGAAACAUCCAUGAUUUAUAUUUCAUCUGGAGAUUUUGUCACAAUAUUUAACUAUUAGACAAACGAAUUUACUAAAAAUUUAUAUUUUUAUGGAGAUCUUUUUUGCAGAAGAUAUAUGAGAUAAGUUGAAGGAAGUUAAGAUCAGUACAUCCUUUUAUCAGGUAAUUAGCUCCUUCUUUAUGAUAAAGGAAAUUUCGGUUCUCCUUCUUUAAGCUAAAAGAGCUAAUUUGAUGAGAAUGUAAGAUGGAGAUAUGGAAGCUUUUACUAAAUCAAAAAUUAAUUUGAUUAUUACUUUGUUAAAGUUGGAGCAGAUGAUGAAAAUAGCAAAAUUUAUGUUUUCCCUAUAUACCCUCUUGGGGAACGUGGCUCAGUUGUCGAUAUUACUGAUUUGUAUGGUUUAGAAUGGAUAAACAUAAACUCUUACUUAGACCCUUUUUACUUAGGUGAUACUUAUUGGGUUGCUUUCGCAUUUCCUUAAAAAUAAAAUACAGAGGAUUAUUUAUUCAUGUUGAUAGAUUGCACUUCUUCAAAUGAACGAUCAUACUAUCUAAAAUCUAAUAAAACUUCAGAUAGCUCAAUAUAAACUGCAUUUGCGGUUGCUUCUCUAGAUAACCCAAAUAAUCUAGAACUUAUAGGAGUUGAUAAUUAUGGAACAAUUUACGCUUGGGACUUAGGAUAAGAUGGUUUUCCUUUCAAAUUUUACAUAAAUUUUAGUAUUUGUUAGAAAUCAUAAAUUGGAGAUAUAUUCUAUUUCAACGAGACAGUAAGUAGAUUAAUCAUAUCUUGUAGUAACAGUAAUGUAUAUUCUAUUGAUUAUACUACUGGAAAAUUCCAAAAUUUAGUUUAACUAAGUUAACAACCUGCUGCUUUAAAGGCCUUUUCAAACCAUUAAUUAGUAGCAAUCGGAGAUUUCAAUACAGGAGUUGCAUACAUUUUCAAAUUUAAUCCAUAAACAUCUAAUUUUGAUUUAUUUUUGAAUGUAUAAUCUUCUAAGAUAUAAGAUUAGAUUAUUCAUAUCGAAAUCCUAAAAGAUAAUACUAUAUGGGUCUAAUUUACUUUUAGCAAUUUAUUUUACUCCUUAAAUGAUUGCUUAGAAGAUUCUAGCUUAUGUACUCAAUGUAAUCAAGAAUAUUAUUUUGAAGCAUCUGAAUAAUAUGAUUCAAAUGGUGUUUAUGGUGUUGGAUCUGUAGAUUAUCCCUUUACUACUUCAAAUAAUUUUCUAACAGCAAUGAUCAAAGCAUAAUACUACAAAUAAAUAGUGAGUGGUGUUUCAAAUAUGUUCGUUGAUAUUUUAGUUAAACCUCAUAGCAUUCUAGGUUUAAAUCCAAAGUUUAUGAAUUUCGAUUUCAAUAGCAUUAUUUCAUUAAACUUUAAAAGUUCAAUACCUGGAUAAUACGCCACUUUAUAGUACUAAAAUCUCUUAGAGUUUCAAAAUUAUAAUUAAGUAGGAUUUUAAGAUAUCAUUAUCUAUUUUGGAUUAGACAAUGAAAACAGUAAUUGUGGCCUUUAUUUUGCUAAUAUAGAAAAUAAUGUAUACAUCAAUAAUAUAUAGCUCUAUCUUUAUACUUAAACAAGUGCCCCUAAAAGUUGUUAGUCUAUUUACUCUGAUAGCAGUAUUUUAAAUGUAUUUAAUUAUUCAAUUUCUAAUGAAGAUUUCUCUAAUCAUAAAUCUAUUCUAACAUACUUUAAUGUUACAAAUAUAAAUUUUAAUAAUUUUUCAUUAACUGAUUGUAUUCUUGGCGACAGUUUUAGUAUAUUAACUUAAGAAUCUGAUCUCAAAGUACUUGCUUCAAAUAUUACUCUUUCUAAUAACAUCUGUUCUAGUAAUAGUGAUGAUCCAGAUAAUGAUGAAAAGAUAUCUGCCCUUUUCUCUUCAGGGAAUUUUAAUGUAAAUAAUAUGACAGUGAAUAACAAUACUUUUUGUAAGAAAAUAAUAUUUUCUUGUGUCUCCAGUCUAGAUUAGACGAAUUAAGUCUUUUCUUUUUAAGAUUUAAACGUUUAUGAUAAUUACUUUUAAGCAAAAACAGAGUAUUUAUUCUUUGAUGCUUUGUAUUCAAUGAGAGUCAAUCCAAAUCAUGAAUUACAUUUAGAUGUUAUAUAAUUCAAAAAUAAUUCUUUAUUAACAAAAAAUAAUAAUGAUUUGAUUGGAGCUUCAUACUUCUAAACAAUGAAAAUAGCUACAAUUUCAGCUUCAAAUACCAUGUUGAUUAAUCAUUUUGAUAUAAAAUUAGGAUUAUUUUAAAAUGCAAACAAUUUUACAAUAUCUUUUAAUGCAUUAAUGACGAUGAUUACUUAAUUAAAAUACCUAAUUAGUAGACAAACGGAUGUCUCUAGUUGA
This is a messenger RNA of Tetrahymena thermophila SB210, 3378 nucleotides long. RefSeq lists its product as hypothetical. NCBI's taxonomy places the organism in Eukaryota, Ciliophora, Oligohymenophorea, Hymenostomatida, Tetrahymenidae. The transcript is spliced from 10 exons. The record is from RefSeq and is a predicted model, not a curated record.